UUGAGAAGAAGAUGAAGAGAAAGAUAAAGAUGAAGAUGAAGAUGAAGAUGAGGAUGAUGAUGAUGGCGAAAGAAUGGAAGCGAUGGCCAAGGAAAGAAAGGCCACUUCUCCCGUCAGAAUGACCUCUCUUUCUUUCCUCUUUCUUUCUUUUCUUCCUUUGGUGAAGCUCAAGUUUCUUUCUUCAUCUUUCUCUCAUUUUCUCUUCUUCUUCUCUCUCUCUCUCCCUUUUCUCUCUUCUACUUUUUGAACGUCUUCUUUUCUCUCUCUUGUUUCUUUUGGGCUUCUGUUACAUUCUGUGUGUGUUUCUUUCUCAAGUAUUGACUUUCUAUCUUUUGAUUAAAUGAGUAACCAUUUCAAUUUAAUUGUUUUCAAUUCGUUUAAUUGUGUUAACCUUUGUUAUUUAUUUACCAUCUUUACAUCAUCGGCAACCGAAACCCUUGGAAACAACAAUCGGAAACCCGUUGGAAAACAUUGGCUUUUUGUUUUCUUCUUGAUUCUCUACCUGGUCCGAUAUUUUUGAUUACAUCUUUUUGUUUUCUUCUACUUGUACUUUGUUGCAAAGGAAAAAAAAAGACUUUGAGUUCUCAUUUUUAUUCAAUCCAUUGGAAUCUCUUUAUUGUUUUCUUUUCGUUUUGAAGUGAAUUCUUGUUUUACUCUUUGAAAGUAGAAAAAAGAAUAGAAAAACAAAAUUCUAUUCUAAAAUGUUUCGGUUUCUAUCUAAACGUUUUGGAAGAAGUUUCCGUCGUCGAACUAAAUCAGCUACAAUUGGAAGAGGUGCCACACCUAAUACAACCACUGAUGAUAAUGAUCAGUCAACAAUCUAUGUGAAUCCCGAUGGUUUCACGGGAAAUUUCAGUCAGAAAAAUUAUAUCCAUUGUAAGAUCAUUUUGCUUGAGGGAAGCAAUUUAACUGCUUAUGUUCACAAAAAGGCCAAAGGAGAGGAAUUAUUCAACUCGGUUAUUAAUCAUCUUGAUCUGAAAACUGAAUUUGAUUAUUUUGGCCUCCAAUACACGGAUACAACUUCAGUGCAACAUUGGCUUGAUUUAACUAAAUUGGUCAAGAAACAAAUAACCAUUGGACCUCCUUACACUUUCCACAUGAAGGUUAAAUUUUAUUCCUCUGAUCCAAGUGGAUUAAAAGAUGAAUAUGUACGUUACCUGUUUUUCCGUCAACUCAAACAAGACCUGGUAACAGGAAAAUUACCUUGUGAUAAACCGACCACAGCUAAACUUGCAGCUCUCUCAUUGCAAUCAGAGUUUGGUGAUUAUGAAUCUGAUUGUCAUGAUAUUGGCUUUGUUUCUGAGUUUAGGUUUGUCCCAGAACAAGAUGAGAGUCUUGAAGAGAUGACAUUAGAAGAAUGGAAAAAACUUAAACCUAAACCGGUCGGUGGAACCUCCAUGUCCGAUAGAGUGUCAAUGACUUCAACAACUUCCAUGAAUCCUGCUAAUGCUGAGAAAGCUUUUCUCAACAAAGCGAAGUGGAUUGAAAUGUAUGGUGUCGAUAUGCACACUGUUCUUGGUAAAGAUGGGAAUGAAUAUUCAUUAGGCCUAACACCUACUGGAAUACUUGUGUUUGAAGGAACAACCAAGAUUGGCCUAUUCUGUUGGCCUAAAAUUUUGAACCUUGAAUUUAAAGGGAAAAAGUUAAUCUUAGUUGUUGUUGAAGAUGAUGAUAUUGGUCGGGAACAGGAACAUACAUUUGUCUUCCGUAUGCCAACAGUGAAAUUAUGUAAACACUUAUGGAAAUGUGCUAUUGAACAUCAUGCCUUUUUCCGUCUUAAAUCAACUCAAAUUGCCGUUCCGGUUAAUCAACGAAAAGCAUUGAUGAGAAUGGGCUCUCGUUUCAGAUUCUCUGGGCGAACUGAAUUUCAAGCUACUCUUCAGCAAACAAAAGUUAAGGAACCAGAUAGAAAAUUUGAGAGAAAACCUUCUCAAAGGUACACUAGUCGUAAACGAAUUGCGUAUAAAGAAACAAAGGAAAAGAAAGAAAAAAGUCACUCUGGUCAUGAUUCUAAAUCAAAUAGCUCAUCACAUACACACAAUUCAUCUCACACCGAAUCAAGAAGUAAACACAAUUCAGAGAUUAAAAGUAAAAAUAGUCUCAACUCUUCAGAGGGAAAGAAUAAAACAUCAAACAAUUCAGAAGAAAAAAAGAAAACCAGUCAACAUCAUUCAGAAGGAAAGAGUAGAAGCCACUCGGAAUCACGAAACCGAAACACAGAAAGUAAAUCAAAACACCAAAAGAAAGAAGAACAGACAAACAUACUUGCGACAUUUGACCUAACAAAGACUAGUGACUUUGAAGCAUCUUCAAGAGGUGAAUUAUCGUCUUCGAAAGGAUGUUUAACUGUUCCUUUAGUGGAUGAUGAAGAUUUUGAAGAUGACGAUAAAAUAGUUACUAUCGAAGUGAACAACAAGAAAGACAGUGGAGAAAAUAUUUCCAAGGAAAAGAAACAAUCAACUGAAGAAGUGAUUAAAGCAAAGGAAAACAUUAAAGUGGAAAGUGAAAUAAUUCCAGCCAUGGCUAAUAUAAAAUUGUCUUCAGAGAUUAAGAAAUCAACUGAUAUUGAGAAAAGAGUCAAACGAGUGCCAAAUAAUUCACGAACAAACACCAAAUUAAAAACGAUGUCACAAAAUAGGAGAUCGAUCAACAAAGAGGCCAAAUCUGUCAGACAACCAUCACCUCCAGUGUUAGUUGAUUUAAGUGAUCAUCGAUCACAGGAAAGUCUUGUUGAUUUUUUACGAGAUAUUCCAAGUAAAACAACUAAUCCAUUUUUAAUCGACAUUGAUGAUAAUAUCGAGCCAAUCGAUGGUAACGAAGCCGCUGAUUCUCACGCAACUCUUGAUGAUGAUAUUAACUCAUCUGAAAGUAUUAACGGUAAAGAUGAGAGACGAGGAGAGACCAAUGGUAAUAAUAAAGCUAAAACAAUCAUCGAUAUCACACCGAUAUUGAUUAAAGAUGUUGGAAGCAAGAAAGUGGACAAUUUAAAGAAUCAUGUGAACAAUUUAACAACGACAAACACAACAACGAGCACAACAAUAGCCAUGGAUGAGGAUAACGAUGAAAGUGAUACGAUGAAUGAAGAUGAUGAACCUUUAAUUACAGAGACUUCGUUUGCAACGAUAAUUCCUGUUACCAAGUCAAUUACUUUACCUAAAGUAGGAUCAACAUCCCCACCAACAACACCGCCAUCAAAUUAUCACCAAUCACCUAAUCAAUUAAUUGAUAAAAUUGAUAAAGAAGGACGAAGAAAAAUCACAAAUUUACCUAAACGAUCAAAUACAACAAUCUCCAAAACAAGCAUAAUAUCAACUGAAUUGUAAACAAUUAACAGUUGA
This is a messenger RNA of Panonychus citri (citrus red mite), 3338 nucleotides long. RefSeq names its product band 4.1-like protein 4B. The record is from RefSeq and is a predicted model, not a curated record. Gene Ontology annotation, cellular component: cytoskeleton. NCBI's taxonomy places the organism in Eukaryota, Metazoa, Arthropoda, Arachnida, Trombidiformes, Tetranychidae.